Molecule: messenger RNA, 1302 nt
Organism: Cladophialophora psammophila CBS 110553
Lineage: Eukaryota; Fungi; Ascomycota; Eurotiomycetes; Chaetothyriales; Herpotrichiellaceae
Exons: 2
Coding region: 1-1302 (433 amino acids)
Source: RefSeq, a predicted model, not a curated record
AUGGAUCCUCGUCACCGUGGACUAUAUGUCCGAUGGUGUCAGAGUCCCCGGGUCGAGUUGUUAGUCGGUCAAGAUGUCGGCCAGAGUGAGAGAUUUGUCAUCCCUCAAGAGUUUCUGCAACGUCGAUCGCGAACCCUCAGGGAACAAAUCGCCAAGCUUGAAGAGUAUAUUUCAUCAAAGGAAAUUGCGCUCCCCGAGACUACCCCCCAGACGAUGGAAGAGUUCUUCAUCUGGAACUUCACUCCGAAUCCACAGGUUGAUGAACGGUUGAGUUUCAGAGACGUUGUCCAACUCGGAAUCUUCGCCUGGAACUACCAGGUCUCCGCUUUGAGCAACCAAGUGACUGACAUGAUCCGCCACAAUCUCGCGAACAAUGAGUGGAAACUGGAAGCGGCUAUAGUGGACGCCAUCUACCAAGCAGCGCCCGCCAAGAGUCCACUCCGAGAGGUGAUCAGGGCGGCGUUGGGCCAGCUGCCGCGCUCGUGUAUCGACGGUGAAGAAUGGGAGAGGACCUGGAAACGCAAUCCAGACCUUGGGUGGGACCACCACAAAUCUGGUGACAAGGAAUGGACGCCCAAGGACUAUCUGACUGGUUCUUGUCGUUUCCAUAACCAUGACGAAAUCAAGCGUCGGCUGAGUCUAUGUGAUGGCUGCCCCUAUGCUCAGGAGGAUUGCUACCCUGUCUGGGAAGACGACCCAGAGGAGCAAGAAUCAGAAGUCGAAGAAGUGACUGAGGGCUGGCCAGCAGCGGAAGACCACGUCAUGGGGGAGAUGAUUCCCAACGACAUUCAGCUGCUAGAUGUGCCAAAGCCGAUGGAGCAAGCAGUUGAAGAAGGGAGUGGACCCGCCGCCUCCGUCUUUGAAGAUGCGCCUGAAGGUGUGCCCGAAGAGACCGGGGUCGUCGAGACCGCUGUCGAGACGAACGGAGUCACCGACCAUGGGGUCCCCGCGGAGGUGAUUGAGGAUGGUGAUGGCAUAGCAACACCACACCCAGAAACCAAUGGAGUCAAGAAUAUCCGUCUCGAUGAAGUUCUGUUCGAGUCAGAUGCAUGCAGCGCCUCUCACGGAUCAGUCCAAGGCGACGAGGGCCCGUUGGCGGUGAACGGGGCCGUGACUAAUGGCCUGGAGGAGAGCGUCAACGGAGCCAUGCAUGUUGAGGCGGUGAACGGCCAUGACAUCUCCACAACGGGAGACAAAAAGAAGAAGGGCAAGAAGAGCAAGAAGAAGAGGAUGGGGAGCAUCAGCAACGGCAACGUCAAUGUCAGCGUCAACGGGAAUGAACCACAGCUCACCCCCAACUGA